Haplochromis burtoni (Burton's mouthbrooder) is the source of this 2029-nucleotide messenger RNA. It is a transcript of the gene he2, whose product is annotated as high choriolytic enzyme 2. Gene Ontology annotation, biological process: proteolysis. The coding region runs from base 66 to 920 and encodes 284 amino acids. The record is from RefSeq and is a predicted model, not a curated record. The transcript is spliced from 9 exons. NCBI's taxonomy places the organism in Eukaryota, Metazoa, Chordata, Actinopteri, Cichliformes, Cichlidae. Gene Ontology annotation, molecular function: metalloendopeptidase activity; zinc ion binding.
UUCAUUUAGCUCCUGCAUCAGGAGAGCGCUGGAUUGAAACUGGUGAACCAGCCUGAAACACAACAAUGCAUUCUUCCAUUAUACUUCUGGUUAUCUUGUUUGGCUUGCUGACUCAGGCGAACACAAUACCUGUUAAAAAUUCGACUGGUGUGCACGAGGGGAAAGUGAGGUUGAAAAGGAAAUUCUCUGAGGAAAAUAUAGAGCAUGAUGAAAUGACCACAAUGGAUCAAAUCCUGGAGGUCAAUCGCAAGAUACGAGCCCCAAGAGGAAUGUCAAUAAGGGACGGCGAUAUUGCUGUUUCUCAUGUAAGGAGUGCCAUAACCUGCCCCGGCAACACCUGUCUGUGGCCUAAAUCUGUAGAUGGAUUUGUCUAUGUACCCUACAUCAUCUCUCCACUGUAUGACGACAUGGACAGAAUCACCAUAGAAACUGGAAUGCAAGACAUUUCCGCUGGAACAUGCGUUAAAUUUGUUCCCCGCACUCACGAAGGCAACUUCCUUGACGUUCAGCCUAGAUAUGGCUGCUGGUCAUUUCUGGGGCAGACUGGGGGAAGCCAGACCCUGUCACUGCAGACUCCUGGGUGCAUGUGGUCGGGAAUCGCUGCUCAUGAAUUCAUGCAUGCUCUCGGCUUCGUACACGAGCAAUCCCGAUCAGACCGUGACAACUAUGUCACAAUUAUAUGGAAAAACAUCAUGCCAGAGCACAUACAUAACUUCAGGAAACAGGUGACAAACAAUCUCAACAGCCCAUAUGACUACAGCUCUGUCAUGCAUUAUGGACGAUAUGCCUUCUCUGAAGAUGGCGGACCAACAAUAAUCCCCAAACCAGAUCCCUAUAUCCCCAUCGGCCAGCGAGAUGGUCCUAGCGUAAUGGAUCUUCAUAAAAUAAAUAUCCUCUAUAACUGCGCUACCGAUGACUAACUGGAUCCAGAAACCUCUGCUGUAAUGUCCUGCCAGAUGUCACAAAUAGUUUAUUACAACUUCUCAGCUUGAGAUGAUAAUCUGGGCGACAGUGGUUUAACCUGAGUCUAUAGCAAUGUAUAUUUUAUUUUCACUGUCUAGUCUGCACUUUGAGCUUUUAUUGAUUCAAGACCUUCUGCCGUGGGGUGUUAUAAAUUACCAGAUAACAACUAAAGGCUGCAUUUCUCUAGUAUAAAUAAAGUGCCAAAAACAAAACUCACCAGUUUUAAGUGCCCGCUGAUGCCAGUAACAUCAUUGUAUCCGAUCUCCAAUCUAUUUUAUGGCUCUUGUCUAUCUUCUGCUUACUUUAAAUUAAAAAUAAAAAAUAAAAAAUGGCUAAUGGUUUAUUUUUAUUUUCCAGAGACAGACUACAAGUUGUAAAAAAUAGACACUGCUUUCAGGUGUAAAAGUAGAGUAAAUGAUUUCGCACUUACAUACGUGAAAUGAAAACCGUAUAAACUUCACAUAUGUGAAAAAUAAACAGUGGAUGUUAUUAGGCAAAUUUUUUUUUGUCAAGAGCUGGUAAACAAGAUGUUCAACAUAUUACCAUUUUGAAGUAACCAAAGUCACUGACAUUUAAUUUCACAGUAAGCUGAUAUCUCUGAUCUCUCAGGGCCGCUGUAGUUUUGGACUUGAGCAAGUCCAUUAAUGUCCCAGGUACAAAUGGAAAAGACACUGGACAGGUGAUUUUCACUGAGAGAAGAUCUGUGUCUGGAUUUGUUGAACUUCAUCCCUGAGAAAGAGAACCAAUGUCUUCUGAGCAUGUGUCCUUAUGUGUUAAAAUGAUCUCCUCUUUGAGAUAAUAAAAACUAGCAGUGAUACUGACCUGAAGUGCUCAAAACCGAAUGAAAAGUGCAACAAACUGUGUGAUUCACUGCUCUUGCCCUGGUGAAGUUAACUAUGCAAACUGCAAAAUCAGCAGUAUGGUUAAUUUUUAGCACAUCACCUGCCACAGUAUAAAUCGAUGGAAAAAUAUGAAUUUCACUUCUGGGUUAAUUUUACUCACUUUCACAAUUUCACUGCUGUAAAUGUCUGACAAGUUUCCCUCUUCUUGAUGGAUAAAUAUAUUA